GGGAGGGAAGGGGAAAGGGUGUGCUAACUCAAAACAUAUCAGGUUUGUUUCUGCUUUGACUGCUUACAAAACUAGUGACCUGAAGAAUCUGCGAGUGCUUUUCUGAAAUAUUUAGUUAAGCACUGUGAAACUACAAAGAUGUCAUCUCUGCACAAGAACUUGCUAAAAUCAGGCUUGCCCCCAAGAAUACCUAAUAAUAUGCGAGGCACAGGACGGUCUAUGGAGAGCAGGAAGAAAAAUUACACACCAGUGCCAUUCAGCAAGUAUUUUGAUAGUUGCGAAGAUGUUCGUGUCAACGGAAACUCAUUUAGAGUCUAUCGACUGGGCUCUGUUGGGCCUGUCCUAUUUCUUCUGCACGGUGGCGGGUUUUCAGCUCUAACCUGGUCGUUGUUUGCGGCCUCUGUUACCUCUAUGGCUGAAUGCCAGGUACUAGCUAUGGACAUUCGAGGACAUGGAAACACUCGCACUGAAGAUGAUGAAGAUUUGUCUGGUUUUACUAUGGCAAAGGAUGUUGGAGAUGUACUUCAUGCCUUGUAUGGAAGUUUGGAGGGUGAUGCUCCACCCAUUGUUCUCAUGGGACAUAGUAUGGGAGGAGCUGUGGCUGUUAGGGCAGCUUCUGAGGAUUUCAUUCCUGGACUGGCAGGCUUAGCAGUCAUUGACGUUGUAGAGGGCACUGCCAUGGAUGCGCUAACCAGUAUGCAAAGCUUUUUGCGAGGAAGGCCAAAGAACUUCCGUUCAUUAGAACAGGCCAUUGAGUGGUGUGUUCGGACUGGACAAAUUCGAAAUGUUGAAUCUGCCAAGGUAUCAAUGCCUGGACAGUUAAGAAACAUUAAAACUGGAGAGCUCUCUACCUCUGACAUUUCAGAAAAUGUUGAGCAACAAGAGGGAUCUUCAGAUAAACUUCCUGAGAAGGAAUCUGCAAGUGAUAGUAUACAAGAGGAGGAUGAGUCAUCUCCUGAUUUCAAAGCCCCACCAGUGCUUCCUCCUGUGGAUAGUGCUGCUCUAUAUACCUGGCGAAUUGACCUCACACGAACUGAAAAGCAUUGGUCAGGGUGGUUCCAAGGCCUGUCAUCCAGAUUUUUGAGUGUGAACUGCCCCAAAAUGCUAUUGUUAGCUGGUAUAGACAGAUUGGACCGAGAACUCACAGUAGGGCAAAUGCAAGGAAAAUUCCAGAUGCAAGUUUUGCCUCAGUGUGGUCAUGCAGUGCAUGAAGAUGUACCUGAAAGAGUGGCUGAAGUGCUAGCAAACUUUUUAGUCCGGUAUAAACUAGCUGAACCUACUUCAAAUUUCCAUGUGUCAUUACCAGGAUGCUAAAAAGUACAAUCCCAAAUGUGUUUUUUUUUUUUAAAUACUUAGAGGCUGUGUGAAGUGCAAAGCCCUUCUGUUUGCAAGUUGAAACUUUCUUGGGAACCUGCAUUGGUAAUUAUGUUCUUUUUAUCAUGGAAAUCAAAUCUGAGAGUCUUCAUGUUGCAGAAGGCAAGUAUUCUCUGAAUGUGUAAAAAUGUACAUACUGAUAGUUUUAAAUUUUAUUAACUAGGCAUUUACAUUGACCCUAAGGUUAUUUGUUUCUUUUUAAGAUAUGUUGUUGUGCAACAGGUAAAUAACAUAUUUAUUAAAAUUUAUUUUUUAGAAUGUUUUGUGAAACAGUAUUGCUUGUAGGGUCUUCUGGUACUUAACGAUAAUUUACGGUGUGGGUAGGUCGGCAUUAGCACUUUGUGAGAUGCUAAUCUUGAUGUUUGAGGAAUUGUGAUCUUCUGUAAUUAUGAAUUUUGUUUCAUUCUCUUUAGCAAAAGUUUGUCUUUAUUAGGCUUCAGAAAACUCAUCUUUUUUGUCUACAUUUGCCAAAGCAAAAAGAAAAAUGUAAUUUUUGAACGUUAACAAAAAUGGAGAAAAUAAAUGAUGCAUUAAAACAA
Messenger RNA from Thrips palmi, 1913 nucleotides. Its product is annotated as protein phosphatase methylesterase 1. Gene Ontology annotation, biological process: protein demethylation. Lineage: Eukaryota; Metazoa; Arthropoda; Insecta; Thysanoptera; Thripidae. The record is from RefSeq and is a predicted model, not a curated record. Bases 139 to 1314 code for a protein of 391 amino acids. The transcript is spliced from 9 exons. Gene Ontology annotation, molecular function: protein methylesterase activity.